AUGUAUUCGACGGUCGCCCCUGUCAGCGUGCCGCUGCCCAGUCAAAGGAAGCUUCUCAACGACCUGGGCACCCGGAGGCAUACUGAACCCGAGGUAUUCACUUUCGACCGAAUCCCGGAACUCAGGUAUGGGCGCAGAUGCAAGAGGAAGUCACUGAAAGUCCUUUAUCCAAUUUACCAGCCCCGGAAGACUGUACCUGCUAAGAAGGAUGUUGCAAAGAGACUUCUGUUUCUCCUGCUCUCCAUUGUUGCUCUGCAGGUCCACCUCACAACAGAACAACCCGAUGAUGUACUUGUGGUCUCAGAGGAAGUGACUGUGGAAACUGGCAGUGAACUCUCCCUCCCUGCCUGGCUGCUUUGGAUGCCUUGUUCCACUUCAGCUUUGCUUAAGACACUGAUACGAGUUGAAGUGAAUAUUACCUGUCCAAAUGGCCAUCCAGCCCACAUGAGCACUUGAGGGCUCAACUUUAGGAGCAGCUGUAUAACAUCCAGUUGUUUACUUGGAAAUCGAUCUCAUAACCUGAAGCAGAAAUUCAACUGUGGGAAAAUCUCAUGGGACUGAAGUUAUGAACUUUGAGGACUGGGAAAUUGGGCUAAGCACCACAGAAUGCAAGCCUUUGGAUUUGGCUGACUUGGACUUGCCAAAGGUGGGGUGGGUGGCAGGGGGGAGAAGAGUGGCUUUGUUCCAGCCAGAGCCUCCUGUUGGCUACAAGUACAAGGUUAUAAGUGGGGUGGGGGUGACAAGAUCAACUAUUUUAUACAAAAAAGCAGCUUCACUCUAAAGAUAUCCAUGAAAUAGACAUUCAUGUUGUAAUUCUAAAAUCAGAUGAUACUUUGCUGCCACCUAGAGUAUUAAUUUGCCACCGUUUUAAGGAUUUUGUUAGAGGUUGCAGUGUUAAAAUUAAUAUAGCCAAGAAACACGAUGUGUAUUUUAAUGCUCAUACCUUGUGGUUUGCAUUGCAUCUUGUCCUGAUUUUAUUUUUGAGCAAGCUUUUGCUUGUAACCCUUCUAUAAGGGAUCUGGGUGUUCCAGUCCAUGGCUCACUGAAAGUGGCUGCAUGUAGAUAGUGGCAAGAUGUAACAUGUUUUCCUCACUAGUUGAACUCAAGUCAGAAAGUUGCAUUUUUUUUUAAACAAGCUAUGGGAUUGGCUUUGUUUAGUAUCAUAGAUGGCCAGCCAAUUAUAGGAAGAAUGUAUAGACUUUCAGGGUGCAGAAGUAGUUUGGGUGCUGCCUGGGUUAGCAGACAUAUUCUAUGAGAGGAUGAGUGGAUUUGGGUUUUCUCUGGAGUGAACAGGGCUGAAGGGAGACCUGGUAGAUGUUUAUGAUUGAGGCAUGGAUGGCCAGUAUCUUUCUCUGGCUGAAGGCUGAUUCUGGAGUGCAUUUAAGGUGAGGGGCCAAGGUCAAUGAUGUGCAGAACUGGUGUUGAGGUGAGUGGCUGGAAUGUCCUAGUUGCAACAAGUACAGUAGCUGUUUAUGACCUUGGAGUUCCUGAAUCUGCAGAAAAUGGAGGGAUGUGGACCAUGUAUAGGUAGAAGAGAAUGCUUUAGUAGGUGUUUAACUAGUUCGGGUCCACAGAUCCCUCUGUUAUUGGGCCCAUGGUAUAAAAUAAGAUCAGGAACCUCUAAAUCAUUUAACUAUUCUGAUGGGGAAAAAUGAGGGUGGAAGGGCUUGUUCCUGUAUUCUAUAUUGAAUGAGAUCAACUCUUGGAAGUUUCCAUGAUACAUAUUGUGUAAUUGGUUAACUGAGAAUUGGGUAAUUUGCAAUCUUAAUGCUAGUAUCUAGUUUGAGAUGUAAGGUAGCUGGUUGCCCUUUAAAACUCUGGUGGAAGUGGAUGAAGAAAAAUACUUGAUGCACACCCCACCCUCCCAAUCCGCUCAUUAUGGUUUAAAAAUCCAAUUUCAUUCCCUCGGAGCAGCUAAAGAGGUAUUUCUUUUUCGGCUUCAGAGACCCAGGUUCGUAAGUCAGGAGCAGAAUUGGGCCAUACAGUUGAUUCAGUAUGCUUCAUCAUUCCAUCAUGGCUGAUUUAUUAUCCAACUCAACCCCAUUCAUCUUCCAUUCUCCCAGUAAUCUUUGGCCUUGCUAUUCAAGAGCCAAUCAAUCUCUGCUUUAAAUAUACCCGAUCACCUGGCCUUAAUUCCACAGAUUCACCACCAUCUGGUUAAAGAAUCUCUGUUCUAAAGGGACCUGCUUCUAUUAUGAGACUGUGUGCCCUCUGGUCUACUAUAGAAAGCAUCCUCUCCACUUCCAUCUUCUCUAGGCCUUUCAACUUUCAGUAGGUUUCAAUGAGGUCCCCUCUCGCUCAGUGCUGGCAGUGUUGAGUUUGUGUUCUCGCUGUAACUCUUGGCUUCCCAAAAAAUCAUGCAGCUGAUAAGUUGAUCACAAUUGUGAGAAAUUCUGCAGAUACUGGAACCCUUGAGUGGUAGAAUCUGGAGUGUUUAUUGAUGUGGGGAGGAGUUCAGUGGGAAAAAUAGAUGGGGGGAUUUGAGUUGACAUGGUCUUGUCCUGAAAUGAUCUGCUAUUGAGGGAAUGGAAAGGAGUGCUGUUGGUGGACCUCAAUGCAUAAAGAAGAACAAGACCAUAUUUCAACUUGAAGUCUCUGCUUGGAAACAGGGUGGUUCCUAGUAUCCAUCACAAUAAUCUGUGUUUCCCACCAUACUCUGCACUUGAGGAUGUAAGAUUUUCAUUAUGGAUUUUGACUUUUCAGUAAUGCACUGGAAGUAUAAGUGAGGUUGAUAUAACCAAAAGUUUGAGUAUUCCUGGAAAUUAUUUUAAUUUGAAUGUUCUAUUUGUCUAUUUUUUUUGUUAUCAUAUGAUUGAGUUGACAUGGCAAGGACUGUUUUGGGGCAGGGGUCAAGUGUGUUCACCACUAAGGCAAAAAUGACAACCUCAUUAGUCAUCUGUCACAAUUGGGUUUGAGAAUCCUGAAUUUGUUCAAGAAACUAGUUCCUCUUCUUAAAAUACCCUCAAUCUUUCCCAAUCAACUUCCGUUUAGAGUUCCUGUUUGUAACACGAGCCAUGGAAAUUUUUGUAAAUUAAUACUUGGAUAUCAACUAAUGCAAUUUUAAUUUAUUCAGUGUCAUGCCUUGAGUAUUUAUUUGCAUAUUUUGUAGUAUACAGAAGAAUCUUUUUUAAAGCUUUGUUUUGAAAGUAAUUUCAUUGAACAAUGAUGGUAAUUAAAUUUUCAAAUAAUAAAACUGUAUAUUUUAAAAAUUGUUUUAGUUUCACCCUUUUCUGUACCUAAAUAAAAGGGUUAACAUGUGAGAAGUGUUUGAUGGCUUUAGGCCUGUACUUGCUGG
Hypanus sabinus (Atlantic stingray) is the source of this 3295-nucleotide messenger RNA. RefSeq names its product radiation-inducible immediate-early gene IEX-1-like. The record is from RefSeq and is a predicted model, not a curated record. Gene Ontology annotation, cellular component: nucleus. Lineage: Eukaryota; Metazoa; Chordata; Chondrichthyes; Myliobatiformes; Dasyatidae. The transcript has 2 exons. The coding region runs from base 1 to 456 and encodes 151 amino acids. Gene Ontology annotation, biological process: DNA damage response; negative regulation of apoptotic process.